CAGUAAGAAUUUUCUUCGCGGGUUUGCUGGAUUGGCCCUGGUGUUUCUGACUUUUUCCCGUUGUGGAAAAGGAGUGAUUUUUUUUUCCGUCCUCACAGGAGUUUCGCGGUUUUAAGUCGGACCGUAGCUCUUCAAAGGAUGUUCAGCUCGGUUAAUGGUUGAAGAAUCUUUAGUUCCUUUGAGCCCUUGGUUUUGGGUAAAUAAACCGCAGAGCUCAUACCUUUCCGUAUUGUGCGGUUUACUGUUGACUUUAGAGCGGCCCCUCUGAAGCCCAUCCACGGACUCUGGUAUGGGAACCAGCAGUGAGGAGCUGGCUUAGAGGGAGACAGGAGGUGAGGCCCAGGCUUUGGGAUCAGACUAGGGUUUGAACACUGGCUCCCCAGUUUACCACUGUGUUACCUUGGGCUGAAGUUACCUAAGUAAUUGGAACCUCAGUCGUUUUCCUAGUUAAAGUGGAACUAAUACAACUUGGAAAGAUUAUGAAGAUUAAAUGAAAGAAGGAAGUUGCUGUAUUGUCCUGCCUCAGAGAACAAGCUCAAGCCUAGCCUGGGUUGCUGCCUUUGAAAGCAAGGGAAGGUCUGUAAAAUAUCAACUACAGCACAGCAUGGAAUUUCCAGAGAACUCUUAUUUCAAAACUUCAUAAAGAACCAGAACUACAUGGACUUCUGCGAGGGAGACUGACCUGGCCUGAGCUUGAGGGAAAGGAUAAUGUGUGACCAGCCAGUAAGUAACACCAAGGAGGCCAGGUGGCAGAAGGUCUUGUAUGAGCGACAGCCGUUUCCCGAUAACUACGUGGAUCCACGGUUCUUGGAAGAUUUCCGGAAAAACAUCUAUGCCCGGAAAUACCAAUAUUGGGCUGUGGUGUUUGAGUCCAGUGUGGUGAUACAGCAGCUGUGCAGUGUGUGUGUUUUUGUGGUUAUCUGGUGGUAUAUGGACGAAGGUCUUCUGGCCCCUCACUGGCUUUUUGGGACUGGCCUGGCUUCUUCAUUGAUUGGCUAUGUUUUGUUUGAUCUCAUUGAUGGAGGUGAAGGGCGGAAGAAAAGUGGGCGGACUCGGUGGGCAGACCUGAAGAGUGCACUAGUUUUCAUUACUUUUACAUAUGGUUUUUCACCAGUGCUGAAGACCCUGACAGAGUCUGUCAGCACUGACACCAUCUAUGCCAUGUCAGUCUUCAUGCUGUUAGGCCACCUCAUCUUCUUCGACUAUGGUGCCAAUGCAGCCAUCGUAUCCAGCACACUGUCCUUGAACAUGGCCAUCUUUGCCUCUGUCUGCCUGGCCUCACGCCUGCCCCGGUCCCUGCAUGCCUUCAUCAUGGUGACAUUUGCCAUCCAGAUUUUUGCCCUGUGGCCCAUGUUGCAGAAGAAACUGAAGGCAUGUACCCCUCGCAGCUACGUAGGGGUCACACUGCUUUUCGCGUUUGCAUCCUUGGGAGGCCUGUUAUCCAUCAGUGGUGUGGGAGCCAUACUCUUUGCCCUUCUGCUUGUUUCCAUCUCGUGUCUCUGCCCUUUCUACCUCAUUCGCCUGCAGCUCUUUAAAGAAAACAUUCAUGGGCCUUGGGAUGAAGCUGAAAUCAAAGAAGACUUGUCUAGGUUCCUCAGCUAAGUUAGGAAUCUCCAGACUCCAUUACUAAGGCAAGCUUGUAAACUAGCCUCCUAGCUAACCAAGAUUUGAAGACGGAAUUCCGUUCUGGGAGUAGCAUGCUGAUGUGGGUGGGAGAGCAGAGAUUAAAAGAAAAAGUUAACCAAA
Molecule: messenger RNA, 1746 nt
Organism: Loxodonta africana (African savanna elephant)
Lineage: Eukaryota; Metazoa; Chordata; Mammalia; Proboscidea; Elephantidae
Gene: PIGC
Product: phosphatidylinositol glycan anchor biosynthesis class C
Exons: 2
Coding region: 709-1602 (297 amino acids)
Biological process (GO): GPI anchor biosynthetic process
Cellular component (GO): membrane; glycosylphosphatidylinositol-N-acetylglucosaminyltransferase (GPI-GnT) complex
Source: RefSeq, a predicted model, not a curated record